Condylostylus longicornis is the source of this 2626-nucleotide messenger RNA. RefSeq names its product nucleolar complex protein 3 homolog (gene Noc3). The record is from RefSeq and is a predicted model, not a curated record. The transcript is spliced from 4 exons. Lineage: Eukaryota; Metazoa; Arthropoda; Insecta; Diptera; Dolichopodidae. Gene Ontology annotation, biological process: DNA replication initiation. The coding region runs from base 94 to 2478 and encodes 794 amino acids. Gene Ontology annotation, cellular component: nucleolus. Gene Ontology annotation, molecular function: chromatin binding.
GUCAGCUGCAGAUGAGACACCUUCACUCAAUAUCAAUACUCUCUUUCGGUUUUGAACAUGUGCUAAAUUGUUGUUUGGUAUUUUUAAGGAAUUAUGGUUAAAAUUAAAAAAGUAAAAAUCGGUGCUGCCAAAAGAUCGCAGCAUCUGAAAUUAAAGAAACGCAACACAAAACUUAAAUUUGCUCAGGCAAAAACUGAUAAGUUAAAAAAAGCAGCAAGUCAUAUCAAAAGAGAACCAAAACAGUACGAUCAACCAAAAAAAUUUAAAAAUCGAAAGAGAAAUCAUGGUAGACCAAUGGAGUACCAAAACCAUGAUAUUAAUGAUGAGGAAAUAUAUGAAAAUAUUAAAGACGUGCUCGAGGAAGAAGAUAUAAUCGAAAAUUGUGAUGAAAAUUUAUUGAACAAACAUUUAAGAAAAAAUUCGGAAGAGACAGAAAACAAUUUUGAGACAGAAUAUGCAAAACAAAAUUUAAUGAACGACCCCCAGAAAGAAAUUUUAUUACUGCCAAUUAAAAGUAGAGACGGUGAAAUUAUAACCAGGAAAACUAAAGCAGAUCAUAAAAAAGUUUUAACAUCAGAGGAUAAUCAAAAUGAACAAAUUGAAGAAGAAGAGGAAGAAGAACUUGAAGACUCCGAUGACGAUGUAAUCAAUAAUGAAGAUAUUUCAGAUGGUAUGAAAAUUGAGUACAAAAAAUUUCUUACAACAACGGACCUUUUAUGUCUACGAGAACAAGAGAUAAAAAAACAAAAAUAUCGAAUUGGUAUCAUAUGCUCUGGAAUUUUAGAAAAACCCGAGGAAAAAUUAAAAAACUUCAAGGCUUUAUUUAAUCUGUUAGACGAGCGAAACGAAACUGGUGCGCUUAAUUUUUUCACUGUUAGAAAAUUAGCUUGUUUUUCUAUAGCUGAGAUCUUUAAAGAUAUUUUGCCAGAAUAUAGAGUAGGACAAGUUGAUCCUAAAAUGACUACUGUAAGAAAAACAACUUUGGAAAGAAUAACAUACGAAAAUAUGUUAUUGCAACAGUUUAAAAAGUAUUUGACAAAAUUGGAAAAAAUUACGGCGUUCGCCACAAAGAAGGAAUCUUCAAACACACCAAUUAAAGAAAGAAUGUGUGAAGUGGUUGUUGUUUGUUUGUGUGAAAUUUUGUCUUCCCAUCCAUAUUUCAAUUAUGUUCAAAAUGUUGCGCAAUUACUAGUUUACAUGCUAAAUUGCAAAUUCAAGAGCAUACGCGAGAAGGUCAAUCAAUGCUUCAGAAAUUUGUUUGAAACCGAUAAGCGACUAGAUAUGACUUUAUUCAUAAUGCGCAGAAUCAAUCAUCUAAUUAAAUCAAAAUCUAACAACGUGCAUGUGGAAAUGAUAACAUGUUUUAUGUCAUUAAAAAUUAAAAACGUCAAUCUUGACGCAGAGAAAGAAAAUGAACUUAAGAUAAAAAAACUUGAAAAUUUCCGACAAAGAUUAUGGAAUAUGUCAAAGAAGGAGAGGAAAAGGCAAAAAAAAUUACGUGAAUUGAAUAAAGAAUUACAAGAAACGAAAGCAGAAGAAAAUAAACAAACAAAGCAUUUUAAAUUAACUGAAAUUACGAAAAUGGUAUUUACGGUUUAUUUCAGAAUUUUAAAGAAUGAUCCGAAUUCAAAACUUCUAAGUUGUUGUCUUGAAGGAUUGGCUGAGUUUGCACAUGUGAUCAAUUUAGAAUUCUUUGGCGAUCUCAUAGAAGUUUUGCAUGGCUUAUUAAAUGCGUCCAAUCUGGGAUACCGGGAAGAAUUGCAUUGCAUAGAAACUAUUUUCGCUGUAUUAUCUGGACAAGGAGAAAUUUUAAAUAUAGAUCCAAUAAGGUUCUAUGGGCAUUUGUAUAGUAAUUUACUUAAGGUAGAUGCCGGUGUAUCUCAUAACGAUGCUCAAAUUGUGCUGAGAAUUCUAAAUAAUGUUUUAAUAAAAAGGAGGAGAAAUAUUUCUUCUCAAAGACUCUCAGCCUUUGCCAAGCGUACAAUAAUUCUAAGUCUUCAUUUACUGCACAACGGGACCUUAGGUUGUCUAGGAAUCAUUAAAAACUUGCUUCAUUUGUCGUCUUUGAAUACAAUAUUAGAUACCGAUUGCAAUAUUGGGUCAGGUGAAUAUGACCCUUAUUUAGAUGAUCCUGAGUAUUGUAAUGCAAAUUCUACAUGCUUGUAUGAAACUUCAUUACUAGUACACCAUUACCACCCAACAGUCAGAAAAUUUGCAGCACAUAUAACAACUGUUGAUGGUCCGUCUAUGGUUAAUGAUAAAUUAUUAUCGGAAGUAGGCAAACUGUCUGUUGAAGAAUUGUAUUGCACUUUCGACAGUUCUGAGAUGGCUUUCAAUCCUGAAAUACCAAUACCUACAUCAUCCCAUGGCAAAAAAAAAAAUUCCAGAACUAAAUCAUCUUAUAUUGAAAAGUGUGAAGAAAUUUCAAGAAAAAUACCAAAUAAGCAAAUAAAUUUUUAUGAAUAUUUAAAACUUUAAAUUUUGUUUCAUUUCUUUUUUUUUGAUUUUUACUUACAAAUUAUUUAAAUUACAUAUGUAAACUAGUUUUUUUUAUAAAAAGUUAACUUUUUUAGCUGCGCACAAGCAUAAAUGGAAAUAAAAUAUUUUAUCUUACAUAUUUUAAUGU